Fusarium poae is the source of this 1587-nucleotide messenger RNA. RefSeq lists its product as uncharacterized. Bases 1 to 1587 code for a protein of 528 amino acids. The record is from RefSeq and is a predicted model, not a curated record. Gene Ontology annotation, cellular component: cytosol. The transcript has 3 exons. Lineage: Eukaryota; Fungi; Ascomycota; Sordariomycetes; Hypocreales; Nectriaceae. Gene Ontology annotation, biological process: protein import into peroxisome matrix.
AUGGUUGUCGAUACCGCUUAUUACGACACCUUGGGCGUUCAGCCAACAGCCACUGAGCUGGAGAUCAAGAAGGCUUAUCGCAAGAUGGCUAUUGUCCAUCACCCAGAUAAGAACCCCAAUGAUCCUACCGCACACGAAAAGUUCCAGGCCAUCGGUGAGGCCUAUCAGGUCCUGUCCGAUUCCGACCUACGAGCAGCAUACGACAAGUUUGGAAAAGAUUCUGCCAGACCACAGGAAGGCUUCGCCGACCCCGCCGAGUUCUUCAGCUCCAUUUUCGGAGGCGAGGCCUUCGUCGACUGGAUUGGUGAGAUUAGCCUUAUGAAGGACCUUACAACGACCAUGGAUAUUACAAUGCAAGAGGAAGAGGCUGCCACCGCUGAAGCCGCCGCCGCUGAGGCUGCUGGAGAGGAAUUCCCCGGAACCGAAGAGGCCAAGAAGGAGAGCAUGAAGGACCAGGAGAAGAAGGCUGAAGAGAAAACUGCAGCUGACGCAGAGCAACAUGCUGGCGCACCUCCUCCUGCUUACACUGCUGCCUCCGUGAGUGACGAUAAGGAAACCAAGCCUGCUUCACCUGCUGCUGCUCCCGCCGCCGCUGCCCCUCCGGCCGCUGGCCUUUCCACCGAGGCUCCUCAACGAUCCGAUGCCACAUCUCCCGCUCCCUCGUCGAGCUCCCGCAACCGAACUCAGAUUCCCCUCCGACCCGCAUUGAUGGACAAGUCCCACUCGGACCUCCUCGAGUCCGAGGCCAAGGGCGAACUCACAGAAGAAGAGCUUAAGAACAAGGAAAAGAAGAAGGGUGGUCUGACCAAGGAACAGCGGGAACAGCUUGCAGCUUACGAGAAGGAGCGCGCCAAGAUUCGACAGGAGCGUGUCGAUACCCUCGCCCGAAAGCUCCUCGACCGUCUCAGCGUGUGGACAGAGACUGACAAGGGUGCCGAUGUGACCAAGGCAUUCCAGGAGAAGAUGCGCCUCGAGGUUGAGAAUUUGAAGAUGGAGUCUUUCGGUAUUGACAUUCUGCAUGCCAUCGGUCAAACUUACGUCUCCAAGGCUUCAGGUCUCCUCCGCAGCCAAAAGUUCUUUGGUAUCGGCGGUUUCUUCAGCAGACUUCGCGACAAGGGCACGCUUGUCAAGGAGACAUGGAACACCAUCAGCAGCGCCAUCGACGCCCAGCAGACUAUGGAGGAUAUGGCCAAGAUGGAGGAGAAGGGUGGUGAGGACUGGACCGACGAGAAGCGCGCCGAGUACGAGAGACGUGUGACUGGCAAGAUUCUUACUGCGGCAUGGAGGGGCAGCAAGUUUGAGAUUCAGAGUGUCUUGCGCGAGGUUUGCGACAGCAUCCUGAACGACAAGAAGGUCCACCUCAACAAGCGACUAGAGCGCGCACAAGCUCUGGUCCUUAUCGGUGACGUCUUUAUCAGGGCUGAGCGAUCUCCUGAGGAGGAGGGCGACUACCUUGUCUUUGAGCAACUCGUUGCUGAGGCCGCUAUCAAGAAGGACAAAGAAGAGGACCACAAGAAGAAGGACCGCAAGUCCUUCCACCUCCACAGAGACAAGGACAAGGAGCCCGCCGCCGCCUCGACGCCUUAA